Thecamonas trahens ATCC 50062 is the source of this 1301-nucleotide messenger RNA. RefSeq lists its product as uncharacterized. The transcript has a single exon. NCBI's taxonomy places the organism in Eukaryota, Apusomonadida, Apusomonadidae. Gene Ontology annotation, cellular component: RecQ family helicase-topoisomerase III complex; nuclear body. Bases 1 to 741 code for a protein of 246 amino acids. The record is from RefSeq and is a predicted model, not a curated record. Gene Ontology annotation, biological process: double-strand break repair via homologous recombination; resolution of meiotic recombination intermediates.
AUGGCCGACCCGCAGGUGGUAGCGGCUGCGGUGAGCGAGCUGGAGAGGCGGGGCGUGCGUGGGGUGCGGCGGGCGUGGGUGGAGGCGGCAGUAGCAGGCGGAGCGGGGUCGGCGGCAGCGGUGUGGGAGACGCUACUGGCGACCGACGUGUCGUGCGGGGCGGCUGCCGGGCGGGAGGCUGGAGAAGGCGAGGCGCGGAGCGGAGCGAGGUGGGUCGAGCCCGUAGUGGCGUUGUCGGGCCUGCCAGACGGCGUGGUUACCCGGCACCGCGAGGUGAUCGCCGGCCCGGCGCUUCUCCAGCUGACGGAAGCAGUGGACGUGGGCAAUCCGCCGGCGGCGGGCGAUGCCAGCGCGUCGGCGACGGUGGCGGCGCUGGCGGAUGGCGGCGAUGACGACGACGGCGAGUGGGUCGAGUACACGACGCUCGGUCAGCGGGCGGCUCGGAGUAAUCCGCGGAUGCUCCGGCUCGCGCUGCACGACGGGAUGCAGGCGGUCCACGCGCUCGAGAUCGAGGGACUGCCUGUCCUCGACGGCCUGCAGCCGGGGUGCAAGCUCCUGCUUGGCAACGUGGCCAUUCGCCGCGGGCAUCUGCUCCUCGACUCGACGACCAAGAUCGAGGUGCUUGGCGGCGAGGUGACCGACUGGGGCGUGGCGCCGCCGGAUCCUGCGGCGGCGCGGGUGCUCGCCAACCGGGCUGCGGUGGUCAUCGAGCUCAGCGACGACGACGACGACUUUGCCUGACAGGGCCAUCGUGACAGUGUAUGUAUAUGUGUGUUCAUAUCGGCACAGGACUACACGCCCCACUUCUUGCGGAGGGCAAAGUACUGGCCGAGGCGGGCGGCGGCAAACUCGAGGAAGCCAAACUCGUCCGAGGGGUUUGCGGCGCGGACGAUGGCCCAGAGGCCCCAGAGCAUGUGUGAGGCGAGCGAGCAGAUGCGUGCCUCGUGCAUGAGGUCCGGGAUGGCGGCAGCAACAGCAGCCGGGUCGGUGACGCCGGUUUCGGCGAGAUAGGCGGUGAAGAACGCGGUCUGGGUCUCCUCGCUCGGGUAGUUGUCGGGGUUGAGGACAAAGCCGGGAUGGCCGUCGACCGAGUAGUUGAUAGAGGCCUCGGCAAAGUGGUUGCCAAAGUCGAAUCCGCGCCAGGCGUACAUGCCGUACUCAAAGUCGACAAAGGUGACCUCGCCCUCGCGGCCGGGCUCGCGGAGCUGAAGGAUGUUGGCGGCGAGCAGGUCCAUGUGAGUAAAGGUGACCGGAGCGUUGAGCGAAGCGAGGAGGUCGAUGAGCGAGGCAACUUCGGUGUG